GUUGCCGUUGUUGCUGCCGUUUUCUUUUCGGAUAUCAUUUGUUAGUUGUUCUUCGAUUCGGUUCCUCCUCCUGUGCGUGGGUGCUGCGUGUGUGUGUUCGUAUCGUAUUGCGUGUGUGUUAAUUAAAUGUAAAAAUAUUGCUUUCAUUGUGAUCAUCACCAUCACCAUCAACAGCAUCAGCAUCAGCAGCAACCGCCGUCGCACAACAAGCUAAAUAAACCAAAACCAAAACGUUUCCUACAAAUUCUCAGCACUCACAGUUCGCGCGUCGUUUCGUCGAUCAGUUCAUUAGCGUACAAGUGUGUGCGGGUACGUGUGCGUGUGCGUCCGUACGUGUGUGUGUGUGUGAAAUUCUUGAAAUUUAAGCAAAAUUCCAUCGUCGUCGACAUCGUUCCUGCACGUUUGCCAAGUUCGCCGGCCUGAAAAUCAGCCCCCCCAUCACAUUCUACUCUCAAUUGGCGACUCGAAAACAAGAAAACACACAACUACACCAAAAAUAAGAACUAAACUAGGAAGAAGAACCAACAAGACCUCUGCAACAUGGAUGUUCUAAUGCACGAUGCGAUACAUUGGUAUCGAGACCUCAUGGACAACAAAAGCGAUCCGCGUGUCAAAGACAUGUUUCUGGCCUCGUCGCCGCUGCCCACACUUGGAAUGUGCCUCUUCUAUGCGUACUUCAGCAAAUCCCUCGGCCCCCGACUGAUGGCCAAUCGCAAGGCGAUGGAUCUGCGCAAGGUGCUAGUCUACUACAACGCCAUACAGACCAUAUUCAGUGCGUGGAUUUUCUAUGAGUACUUAAUGAGCGGCUGGUGGGGCAACUAUAGCUUUGCUUGCCAACCCGUCGAUUAUAGCAACAGUCCAAUGGCAAUGCGCAUGGUGAACAUUUGCUGGUGGUACUACAUAUCCAAAUUCACAGAGUUCUUUGACACGCUCUUCUUCAUUCUGCGCAAGAAGAACGAGCACGUAUCGACGCUGCACGUCAUUCAUCACGGUUGCAUGCCCUUCUCCGUUUGGAUGGGGCUCAAGUUCGCACCAGGCGGCCACAGCACCUUCUUUGCCCUGCUCAACUCGUUCGUACAUAUUGUAAUGUACUUUUACUACAUGAUUGCUGCCAUGGGACCCAAGUAUCAGAAAUUCAUUUGGUGGAAGAAAUACUUGACCACCUUCCAAAUGUUGCAAUUCGUGGCCAUUUUCACACAUCAAUUCCAGUUGUUGUUCCGUGAAUGCGAUUAUCCCAAGGGUUUCAUGGUGUGGAUCGGACUGCAUGGCGUGAUGUUCCUAUUCCUGUUCUCCGAUUUUUACAAAGCCAAAUACGUGAAUGCCCAGCGACGACGACGCGAAGCGGUCAAGGCCAAUGGACAUGCCAAUGGCUCAGCUAUUCCAGCUGCCAAUGGCAAGGUCAACAACAAGCAUUUCGAUGGCGAUGGCGAUGCACAGACAGCCAAUGGCAACAGCAAUAAGGGAGCGUGCAUGCCCGUCUUGGAGGAUGAGUAUGCGGUGAAGAGCAAUGGGAAUGGACAUGGGAAUGUCUAUGGGGAUGGCUACUUCAAGGAGGGCGUUCUGUCCAGCAACGAUGCCAUCUUGAACCCGGACAGCAGUAGCUCUAGUCUGCAUCAGCGCAAAGUCAAAUAACUACUACUAAGGACAACUACGAUGAUAUUCAUUAUGUUAACUUUAAGUGUUUAGCAUGUAACCCGCGGAUGAACCAGAAGAUCAGAACAGAAAACGAAAAGAGAACAGAACCGAACCGAAGCAGAAGCAGAACAGAACAGAGCAGAGAAGGCAGCACAAUAAUUAUUAAUAUAAUUUAUAAUAGAAUGAUAUAUAUAUUCCUAUAUAUAUAUGUGGACAUGCCGGAUUGUUAGUGGAAGAAAGCAGAACAGAACCAGGGGAACCUCAAGUCCCUCUCCUCCACCACCAUCAACAACAACAACAUCAACACAAGCACAACAGCAGCCGUCGAGUUUAGAGUUAAGAACAGAACCAGAACCAGAGCAACACAAGUGCUGCAUAUAAAUUUUUUAUAUAUAUAUUCUCUAUUAUAUUAUCACUAUCUCGAUCCCUUGAUCCCCCCGAAAAAACAACCUCAAGAAACCUCCAAAAUCACAAGCAUAUUUUUUGUAAUCGUAUUUUGUAGGCUCAAAAUAAGUAUUUCUCAACUUUUUGAUUCACACACACGCCUGUAUACACACCCACACACAAACACACACACACACAUACACAUUAACUAGGUGUAAUCUUUUAUAUGGCAAUUUUUGGAUAACUAACGGAGACGUGUCAACCUAACGAUAAAGAUAAAUGAUAACAUAAACAAACACAAAAACAAAAUGGAAAACAAAAACAAACAUGCUCUUAAGCCUGCUUUAAACUUAAAACGUUAAACUAUUUGUAGCUUGUUUUUGUAUAUUUGAGAAAGAGAGAACUAGUGAAGAAGUGAUGAAGAUUGGAGAUUGGAGAUCGAAGUUGAAAUACUUGUAUGUUUGUUGCAAUAUUUUGUAAAAGUCUAAUAGUUAAAAACCUAUAUGUAAAUGUCUAGUGCGAUGUUGUAGUUAGCUAGCCAAUCAAACAAA
Molecule: messenger RNA, 2570 nt
Organism: Drosophila albomicans
Lineage: Eukaryota; Metazoa; Arthropoda; Insecta; Diptera; Drosophilidae
Product: elongation of very long chain fatty acids protein
Exons: 8
Coding region: 541-1632 (363 amino acids)
Biological process (GO): fatty acid elongation, saturated fatty acid; very long-chain fatty acid biosynthetic process; fatty acid elongation, monounsaturated fatty acid
Cellular component (GO): endoplasmic reticulum membrane
Molecular function (GO): fatty acid elongase activity
Source: RefSeq, a predicted model, not a curated record